This is a messenger RNA of Schizosaccharomyces osmophilus, 465 nucleotides long. RefSeq names its product 40S ribosomal protein S15. The record is from RefSeq and is a predicted model, not a curated record. Bases 1 to 465 code for a protein of 154 amino acids. Gene Ontology annotation, cellular component: cytosolic small ribosomal subunit; ribosome. Gene Ontology annotation, molecular function: structural constituent of ribosome; RNA binding. The transcript has a single exon. Gene Ontology annotation, biological process: translation; ribosomal small subunit assembly. NCBI's taxonomy places the organism in Eukaryota, Fungi, Ascomycota, Schizosaccharomycetes, Schizosaccharomycetales, Schizosaccharomycetaceae.
AUGGCAGAGGAAAACUACGAGGAAGCCGUCCGUGCUGCUGAAUUAAGGAAGAGAAGAACCUUCCGCACCUUUACAUACCGUGGCGUUGAGCUGGAAAAGCUCUUGGACCUUUCCGCUGAGGAAUUGAUUGAGUUAUUCCCUGCUCGUCUUCGCCGCCGUAUGCUCCGUGGUCUUGGAGCUGGUGCUUCUCGCUUCAUAAAGAAGCUUCGUCAAGCCAAGGCUGAGGCUCCUGUGAACGAAAAGCCCGCUGUUGUCAAGACUCACUUGCGUGGCAUGAUCAUCCUCCCCGAGAUGGUUGGCUCCCUCGUUGGUGUCUACAACGGUAAGCUUUUCAACCAAGUUGAAAUUCGCCCCGAAAUGAUUGGUCAUUACUUGGGUGAAUUCUCCAUCUCCUACAAGCCUACCAGACACGGUCGCCCUGGUAUUGGUGCCACUAACAGCUCUCGCUUCAUCCCCUUGAAGUAG